Ctenocephalides felis (cat flea) is the source of this 1086-nucleotide messenger RNA. RefSeq lists its product as uncharacterized. NCBI's taxonomy places the organism in Eukaryota, Metazoa, Arthropoda, Insecta, Siphonaptera, Pulicidae. Gene Ontology annotation, biological process: DNA integration. Bases 1 to 1086 code for a protein of 361 amino acids. The transcript has a single exon. The record is from RefSeq and is a predicted model, not a curated record. Gene Ontology annotation, molecular function: nucleic acid binding.
AUGAUUAUUAGGCAAGAACAUUUGCGUUUACUACAUGCAGGAACCCAAACUACUCUCGCUAAUAUAAGACUUAAAUACUGGCCGAUAAAUGGUAGAAGAGAGGUUAAAAAGGUUAUUCAUAGUUGCGUCACUUGUUAUAAAUUCAGAGUAACAACACAAACACAAUUGAUGUCCGAUCUACCACUAAGCAGAAUUAAUCCAGUAAGACCUUUUUUAAACGUAGGAACCGACUACGCCGGCCCAAUUAUGCUAAAAUCAAGUAGAUUGCGCAAGGCUCCCUUAAUCAAAUCGUACAUUGCGCUUUUUAUUUGUUUUGUUACCAAGGCGAUACAUUUAGAGUUAGUAACAAGUUUGUCUACAGAUGCAUUCAUAGCCGCUUUAAGACGUUUUAUAUCUCGACGAGGUCGCUGCGCCACGAUUCAUAGUGAUAAUGGUACAAAUUUUGUAGGGGCAAAGCACCAUUUACACGAACUUUUUAAAUAUUUUAAGAAUGAACAAGAAAGAAACAAAUUAAUUGAAGCCGUAUCAGUGGAGGGCAUCGAAUGGAAAUUCAUUCCAGCUCAUGCUCCACACUUUGGCGGUCUUUGGGAAGGGGCUAUAAAAUUAGUUAAAUUGCACAUACGCAGAGUAAUAGGCAACACAAUAUUAACAUUUGAAGAGUAUUACACAUUUCUAACCCAAGUAGAAGCCAUAGUAAAUUCGCGUCCAUUGAUAGCUGUUUCCGAUGACGUUACGGAUUGCGGAUAUUUAAGCCCGGGACACUUUUUAAUUAAUGAUGUGAUAGCCUCAUUUCCUGAGCCCCAAUCAAAAUGUAAUAAUGAUAUCUUGAAAUGUUGGCAAGAUGUCAAUAACUUAAAACAACUACAAGGACGUAAAAAAUGGUAUAAAACCAACCCAAAUCUUCAGAAUGGAACAAUAGUUUUAGUGAAAGAGGACCAUAUACCACCUCUCCAAUGGAAUAUUGCAAAAGUAGUUGAGACAAAAAAGGAACCAGACGAUAAAAUACGAGUCGCAAUAAUUAAAACAGCAAAAGGGUUAUAUACUCGGCCUAUCACAAAAUUAUGCCCACUUCCAUUUAAUAUGUAA